Messenger RNA from Aphanomyces astaci, 1986 nucleotides. RefSeq lists its product as hypothetical. NCBI's taxonomy places the organism in Eukaryota, Oomycota, Saprolegniomycetes, Saprolegniales, Verrucalvaceae. The transcript has a single exon. The record is from RefSeq and is a predicted model, not a curated record. The coding region runs from base 1 to 1986 and encodes 661 amino acids.
AUGGGUACGAACGACGUGUUGUCGACGCUGCGGCGAAGCCUGCAAUCUCCCGUCAUCUUUUCCUCGAACGUGCGCAAACUCAUCAAGACCAAAGACCUGACGUCCCUCGAUGCCGUGCUCGCGUCGGUCCGUAUGGCUAACGACAGCGACUCGCUCCUGCUGCUGUGGCAGUUCCUUCUCGACAAUCUCUUCCCCGUGCACCCAGAACGCCGCAUGGAAGAAUUGUGCUUGCAAAAGUGCCUUGUGGCAUUGCUCGAUCGUCCAGAAAUCGCCACCAACUCGUCUCGUAGAGCAGAUGCCCUCACAACUGCCACGCUCCAGCUGGCGGCACGACUGAAUGCCCACCCGAACAAGCUCGACGACCUCGAGUCCAGGCGCGGGGACACCCAAUUCUGCACACGGUUGUUGGCGUUUGCAUACCUUCAGCAGGAGACAGUGCGCCAACAAGUCGUGGCCAAGGUAGCCCAAGUAACCCAACACCGCGACUGGUUCAAGAAACCGAUGGCCCCAGCCGGCAGUGCAUUCCCACACUGGGUGGCGUCGUUGUUGCCCGUGGCCGUGCAGAGCACCGACGUGACCACGUUCGAGCAAGCGCUGCUGCACUGGUUCACAGUGGAGCCGCCCUUGGACGACAAGCCGCUGCCGUUUCAUUCGCACGACGAAGCCGCAUUAUUUGCGUCGCUGAUUGACAGCGGCGAGUUUUUCUUUACGUUUGUCACGAGCUUGAUUCAGUCGCGGAAAGUUGAGACCGUCACCAACGACCAGUGGGUUGCCGCCAUCCCGCAUUACAACACCCUCAUCACGGUCGCACUUAGACUUCUCCAUGAAGCCGCGUACAAGCGCCAAUUCUACGACUUUACCGCUCCGAAACACGCCACCCUCACGCUCAACCGCGCCAACCAGGAUGUGGUGCUGGCGCUGAGCGGCCACCUCCUCAAAAACGUCGACCUCGUGCACAUUUGUGUGCUGGCGUUGUUCGAGUCGACCAACUUGGCCAACCCAAAGAGCGUCGGCGUGUGUCUGGACCGACUGGCGGCGUGGAUGGCGCUGCCCGGCGUGGUGUGGCUGUCGUCGAUCAAGACGUCGCCGGCAGAAUUCAACUGGACAGUCGCCAUCCGACUACUUUUGCAUUGCGAUCACGCCGAAGUGGUCCUGCGGACGCUCCAAUUUCUCUACAAAGUGCUGGGUGUGUUGCCGUGGGAGCUCCGCCACCGCCUCUUGCGCUCGCUAGCCCAACGUCACUUUGCCCUGUUUCUGCACUGGCACUGCGACGUGCGUGUGCUGUACCAUCACGUGCUCGUGUACAAGAUCUGUCCUCAUGUACACCGCGCCGUCUUGGACAGCGCGACGGACGUGCUGUUGUUACGCACAGACAUGCCAUCGAUCGACGACCUUGACGAUAGUCAUUCCAGUGGUAGCAGAGGCAACCACAGCACCGUCGCCCGAGAAGUCCAAGUGUGGCGGAAUUUUGACGGGUUUGUCGCCCUCGUGUGCUUUCAGGAGCGCGCCCGAGCCAUGGACGCCAACAAAGCCCACAAGCGAGAGAUAGAAUUCGCGCAGAACCGCGUGGCCCAUCUUGCAAAACUGAUGUCCGUCGACGACGCCCUGGCGAGGCUGAGCGUCGAGUCGACGAAUUCCGAGCCUCUGGAUAAACUUCCGGCCAUGUCGUCCAUGUUGUCGGUCGCCGACUCCUCCGACGUCGACGUCGUUCGCACGUCGGAACGACUCGCACUCGCCAAGUUGUCGCGCGCCCCGCCCUACUUGCGCCACGUCCCAGACGACGAAGUGCAGCACCUCGAGUCCGUAGUGCGCGCGGCGUGUCCGUCCGACAUUAACGUCUUGUACCCCAAUGAACUGCAAGUUUAUGCACGGGAAUCGCUCAAGAGCUAUGUCACCGUGCUGCAAGCGUACUAUGACUCGUGUGUGGUGGACACCAAUGGCGACUUGAUGCUGGGGCAGUUGCCGCCGCCACCAUCAUUAGACUAG